AGAUCAAAAUCUAUGAAGUUCAUGUUUUUCGUUUUUUUCGUUUUUUUCUCGCGUGCAUCAUGGCGGAGGUGCCGCCAGUCCCCGAGGGCUAUGAGAUGCGUGAUUUGUGCAGAGAAGACUUCCACAAGGGCCUAAUCCCGCUUCUGGCGCAGCUUACUCAGGUGGAUGACCUGUCCGAGAGUCGCUUCCUUGAGAUUUUCGAGCUUCGCCAGCGGCAGGCAGAGGUUUAUCGUUCGCUGGUCAUCGAGCACUGCGAGUCCAAGCAGCUUGUGGCCACGGCCUCCUUGAUUGUGGAGGCGAAAUUUGUUCAUGGAGGCGCGUGUGUCGGCCACGUUGAGGACGUAGUCGUGGACGACCAUCAUCGGGGCAAAGGCCUAGCAAAGUCUCUCAUGAAUGAGCUGGCGGAGGAUGCCCGCCGACGGAGGUGCUACAAGGUGAUCCUGGAUUGCAAGGAAUCCAACGUGGGCCUCUACGAAAAGUGUGGAUACAAAGUUUGUGACCGGCAAAUGAGAUUAGAUAUUCCAGCCAGCGCGGCUAAGCCGUGAAACACGUUUUCCGUUCGUAGAGGGCUCGGUUGAACACGACCGUUCCUCGCCCCUACCAAAGAGCGAUCUUGAUGCGCUUGGUGCAGCUUUUGAUGCCAGUGCUCCAUUAAGGCUGUCCUGUAAGAAGACUG
This is a messenger RNA of Effrenium voratum, 676 nucleotides long. The record is from the annotation of a GenBank genome assembly. NCBI's taxonomy places the organism in Eukaryota, Dinophyceae, Suessiales, Symbiodiniaceae.